AUGUCGGCCUCCUUCGUCGUCUCUCUUCGAGCCCACGGCUCAAGGUCUCAGUGGAGUUCUUCUUCUCUUUCGGCCUCCUCUCGUUCUUCUUCCUCAUCUUCUCCUCUCUCUCCUUCUUCUCCCUCGGUCAACGGACGACAGUGGUUGUCUGCCGAUUGUUCAUCUGCCGGUUCGUCUGCGUCCGUCUCCCUCUUCUUUGAGUCUGAGUCCAUUUGGAUCUGCGGCCAAGCAGCAUCGCCGUCGUUUCCUUCUUCUCCUCCUUCCCUUUCUCUUCGUUCUUCUUCUGAAGCAGAGGCUCUCACGGCAGCGGCGCCGCCGUCUUGGGGGCGGCCGAGCGAGACGCAGUGCAGAAGUCCAGAAACAGGACGAAGAGGAUACGGUGUAGAAGCGACAGGUGAAGGCGACGAAGCGAGAGAAGACGGAGAAGAACGCUCUGGAGAGGAACGUCCUCAGGGGGAGAAGCGACAAGUUGAGGACGCAGGGAAAGGCGUCGUCGAACCUGACCUGAGUUUCUCCUCAUGCACUGUAAAACGCGCACCGUCUACUCGCCUUGCCGUCCAUCUCUUCGACUCUUUUCUCUCGAGAAGAGAGGACGUUGUCGACAAUCCGACAGUGCCGAGGACGCCCUUGGAAGACGACGCAGGCCGCGCGCCUGAGACGAAGGGGAGUCUCAGUGGCAGGCGCGUCGGCGGCACGGAGGAAGCGGACCGGAUCUCGCAGGAUUCUCAAGGAGAUGGCAGACGCCAAAGCUCGGGAGACGGAGACCAAACGGACACAACAGAGAACUUCGAGAAACGCACAGUCGCAUGUCUCCCCAGCCUCCUCGUAUGGGAUGGCGACGUCUUCGGAUCUCCGGCAUUUGCCUGGAGACGCACAAAGAACCAGCGACGCUUGCUCAGCAGCCAUCAAGGCAAAGGGAAUCGAGCAGUAGAAAACCCAGAAAAACUAGAAGGGACAGAAAAGCUAGAAGAGACAGAGGAGACAGAAGAGACAGAAGCGAAUCGAGAAGGAGGAGACUGUGACGGAGUUCCGGAUAUCGACGAACUUUGCUCCAACCUUCUGGUCGAGCUCCACACAAAAUGCAGAAGCGACGAAGAAGUCUUGACUCUCCUCGAGAGUCUCACCUCUUGUCGCAGGCAGCCGUCUGAGACAAACGCAAACGGUGAAGAAGAUCACGAAGGUGAGGACAGGAAAGGAGGCGGCGAGAAAGCAAUCGAAAAAAGAGAACGACAAAGAGGAGAUCGCACCGAGGAAAAACACGGAACGCUGUGGAGAUUGCAAAGAGGAGACUUCCAGGCGCGGUUUGCGAUGGUUUUCUUUUCGGGCCAUCUCCGGAAGCUUUUCUUCUGCCGAGACAAAGUCGGUACACGCUCGCUUCUUUGCUGCUCCUCACUGCCGUCUUCGUCUCUCGACGUCGCGCCCUCUGGCGGCUCUUUGUCGAUGCCUUCGCGAGAGAUAGACGACUCAGCUCUCGCCGUCUCCGCUCCUCCGCCUUCCUCGUCUUCCUCCUCGACGUCUUCGCCUUUCGCUCCUCGGUCUGCCGCUUCUUCUGCGUCUCAUUGGGACGAACGAUUCUUCCGGCGUGGAGGCGAAGGCGGAGAGAGAAGACGCGUUUCUCUUGUUCCGCGACAAGGCGACGCGUUUCCUGCUCUUCUUCUCUCGCUUUCGAGUUCGACCUGCGCCGUCUGUCCUCCCUGGGAAGAGGAUGAAUCUGAAGAAAAUGUCGCGCAAAUCGAAGGGAUCUCUGAGAGACAGAAACAACACAGGGAGCAUCGUUCAGAGGCCUUCACAUUUGUGCUCCCUCCUGGAUGUUCCAUUACCACUCCAUUGAAGACCCGUACCGUCCAUUCUUCCUCUUCUUCUUGCUCUUCUUGCUCUUCUUCUUCCUCUUCUUCUUCUUCUUCGUCUUCUCCUGUGCUGCGCCUUUCUCAGGGGAUAGAGGGCAGGUCUUCUUGCGACUCUGCAACAGGCGCCAUUUCCGAAAGCUCCGCGGUUCGGGGCCUUGCAGGCUGUGCGUCUUCGGCCCACUCGCGCGUCUUCAAGCGACGAGAGGAGGUUCCCGUUGAUGGAGUUCGCGCACUGUCUCUCGACCGCAUCUUGUCUCUCCUCGACGAAUUCAGACACCCUCGUCACACAGAGACGCGGGACGACGACUGGCGGCGCCCAGCCCCCAACGAGGACAGACGACCGCCAGACAUGUGCGAGUCUCGCGCAGGUCUCAAACACAGUUAUCCUUGUUCUUCCGCCUCUUCUCCGUCGUCCUCUGUUUUCUCGCCUUCCUCCACAGUGAAUUCUUCAUCUGCCUCGCCUGCUUCUUCGCCUGUUUCUUCGUCUGCGCCACCGACUGCUGCUUCGUCUUGUUUGGAAUCUCUGGGUUCUCCGUCUGGACGGGAUUCGCCUGCGGGCGAGGCUGCGGAGGCUGAGGAGGCUGUGGAGGCUGAGGAGGCUGCGGAGGUGGGGGAAUCUGACGAAGCCUUUCUUUCGCGUUUGGCGCAGUCCGUUUUCUCUCCGACGCUCUCCUUCCUGCCCUGGAUGCGUUCGCCGCCUCUCGCCUCGCCGCACCUGUGGUGUCAGGUGCCAGGCUGCGCCGAGUGUCGCAGCAGAAAGGUUUCUUCGCGAGGCCUCCAGAGCCGCAAAAGUCCGACGGGAGACGCAGAGGAGGCCGCUACAGAGGCCGCGUUGUCCAGCGAGGCUCUCGGCGUUGCGCAGGCGCUCCUCCGCGAACUGGAAGAAGCUGUCUGGCGAUCGUGUAGCCCUCGGGGAAGCCGGGCGCCAGCAGACGCGAGGAGGGUGGAGACCAUGCCCGAGGGAAAGAAGGCCGAGGCGCGAGAAGAGAGAAAAGAGGAGGAAGGCGAGAAGAGAGGACAGGAAACGACAGGUGAGAGCGAAGAGGACAGUCUUGCGAUUCUGUUCUCAGGGGGCGUUGACUCGUCGUUGCUGGCCGCGCUCGUCCUUCGGCUCCUCUCGGAGGGUCGACUGGCGCCUCCACCUCUGGAGGGCGGAGGCGGAGAAGGCAGAGAGAGAGGCGAACGAGAGGACAAGCGAGCGCCGGCUGGUAGCAGACGAAAGUUCGUGGUGGAGCUCGUGAAUGUCGCGUUCACCGCAGCUGCCCCAGAUCGACUGACAGGUCUCGCGAGCUACGCAGAUCUUCUUCAGAGAUGGACGAACCUGGAGAAGACGGAACAGCGAAGUGCAGCCUUGAACCGAGGGUGCUGCGACCUCGAUCUCCGCUUUGUCUGCGUCGACGUCACUGAGGAAGAAGCAGUAAAUGCGGAGGAGGAAAUCCUCCGUCUCGUCGCGCCUCACGAGACACACAUGGACGUCAACAUCGCCUCGGCUCUCUACUUCGCUGCCAGAGGAAAAGGCUACCUGGUUUCGUCCUCCUUUUACAAAGAACCGGAGUGGAAGAGCCUUCUGGAGUCCAACGUCUGGGAACCUUUACACCUGCGAAGUAGCCCCGCGCCGAAGAUGGCAACUGCGUCAGUCUCGCACCAGAUCGGGACUGCUCGCGGCUUUCCUACGUCAGCGGCAACCUGUUCUCUCGCGUCUUCUUCUCUGUCCUCUUCUUCCUCAUCUCCCUCUGCUUCUCCUGGACGUUCGCUUUCUUCUCCUCCUUCUCCUGCUUCUGAUUCGCGUUCUUCUCCGGCGGCCCCUGCCUUUCUGGCUUGUCAAUUUUGUAGGAUGAAGGCGAAGGCGGGAUGCGUCCACGGCGCUUGUCGACUCUGUUGCUUGAAGCUUCUGCAGCUCGCGCAAGUCGAAGGCGAGGCAGCGCUCGCAGAUGCACGGAAACUAGGCGAAGGCGUUGCUGUUCCGGCGACAACUGCAAGCGAGAAAGAACAAAGGCCUCGGAAAGAUGGCCCAAACGCUUGCGAAGACGGGGGCGAACGCUGGCCUAGCUGUGGGGACGCGAGCGACCUGGAGGACCCGAAUGCGCGCAAGCCACGAAGCCUGCAUCUGGGAGGCAGAGGCUGGUUUUCAUUGCCUGCAGACCUCGUCCUUCACCAACUGUGUGCAGUCCACCGGGCGAGGCCGAGGAAGAAGCAAGAAAACGAGACAGAUGGAGACAAGGAGACACCUGCGGCAGCUGGCGACCGCUGCACGAUCCUCGCCGCUGCGACUGGAGGGAAGAGCGAGAAGGCAACGGCCGUUGGUCGCAGCGACGACGCGGAGUCUCGAGAGCCGCAGACGCGCGGCGGAACGGGUCGUUCCACCUUCUCUGCAGACGAGAAAAAACGCAGAGACUCUCUGUCUCCGAUGGAUGCCCCUCUGCCGUGGUACGCUGCCUGUGGCGACGGCGGCGGGGGGAGUCUCGCGUCGACAGAACCUCCAAGAAAGACGUACGAAGUCCGGAGUCGCGUCUUCCUCCUCGGCAGCGGCGCGGACGAACUGUUCGGCGGCUACGGACGCCACCGCACUGCCCGCCUGCGACGCGGCGCCGAGGCCGUUCGAGCCGAGAUGCUUCUAGACCUUCGUCGCCUCUGGCGCCGGAACCUCGGCCGAGAUAGCCGCAUCUUCUCGCAUUUCUCGCGUGUUCCUCGACUGCCGUUCCUUGACGCGUUCUUUCUCGAGUUCGUCGACUCUGCCCUGCCUUUCUCCUGCAUCCUCUCCCCGCCUUCUCCUCCUUCUCGUCUUGCGGAUUCGCCACAGACGAACGAAAGCAACGCCCCUCUGGGGAGACACCGCGACAACAGCGAGAGCGGCACACCGCUUCCAACCCAGUCUUUUUCUGUCGCGUCGCCGCGUUCUUCAUCCCAGUCCUGCCCUUCUCCCCGCGCCUCCCCAGCUCCCGCGACGCUCCCCAUGUCUCCUUCUUGUUCUUCCUCGUCUCCUCACUGUGCUUCUUUUUCUUCUUCUUCUUCUUCUUGUUCCCUUUCUGCCUCUUCUUCUCCUUCUCCCGCUUCUGCGUUUUCUUCUCCUUCUCCCGCUUCUGAAGCGCCUCGGGAGCUGGCGGCCUCAGUCCAUGCGCAGCUCCGAGCGACUCCUGCAUGGCGGUCGAGCAAAUGGCUGGUGCGAAUCUGCGCGCUUCUUGAGGAAAUGUUCUUCGCGGCCUUCGCGCGGAAGCGGGCGAUUCAGUUCGGCACUCGCGCCGCGCAGCUCUCGAAUCGUCGGUGCGCGCUCUCGAACCGCCAAGUCAAAGGCACAGAGCGUUUCAGAGAACCCCCAAGAGAGUAG
Molecule: messenger RNA, 5172 nt
Organism: Toxoplasma gondii ME49
Lineage: Eukaryota; Apicomplexa; Conoidasida; Eucoccidiorida; Sarcocystidae
Product: asparagine synthase
Exons: 4
Coding region: 1-5172 (1723 amino acids)
Source: RefSeq, a predicted model, not a curated record